UUAUGCCAAACGACGCGGGGGCGCUUCCUACGCCCCAAAAACCACACCCAGACGGGAUAAGCGCUCGGAAAAUGCGGGAAAAUUGCAAAAAACUAAACUCCAGCGAUAGUUUUUGAUAGUAUCGAUUAUUAGUUGAUUAGUAUCGAUUAUUCAUGGGUGGCUGCUUGCGCGAAUGUUGCAACUGUCAUUGUGGAAUCAUACGACAUCUGCUGGUGCAAACGGCGAGUUUUUAUGGACGCAAUCUUGAAGAUUUUUUUUAGAAAAUGAAUUUUGUUGUUAGUUUUCUCGGAAUAUUAUUGUAUCUCUCAUUCGUGACAAUUUACGUUUAUUGUUAUCAGACAGUGAAAAAUUGCUCGACAAAUAGCUUGGACAAUUGUCCCAUUAAUUCGCGAUGUUUACAGAAGUUUAUGAACUCCUUCCGCGGCAUCUGCGAGUGCUCGUACGCAGACAAUUACCACUUCAAUGCCAUGUACGAGAGUGAUGCCGACUACUGCGUUCAAUGGCACGGGGACGAGGCAGAGAUGGACGCGGUUCAGGUUCUCCUGCACCGCCCCCCGAGUACGCAUCACAUUGUCGGGGGCAUUUUAAUACCCAUCUUUGUGGUCCUCAUCAUCGUGGGGGUCGUCUACGGGACGGUGCGGUACCGUGUGGCCCAGCGGAUCCGUGAGGCUGUGAUGUCGCGCUUCUUUGUGCGACACAGGCCAUCGUAUCAGGAUGUUAUGAUGGGGACGGAUUUCGAUGAUCCGCCCCUCAUUUAAUCCACCCACCCCCAUCACCAUUUGCCCGGGGUGGCCUCCCUCUUACCUACUACUUUUUCUCAUCUCCUCUCGACUUCAUAAUGUCUAUUAGAAGGUAAAAAAAAGAUUAUUGCUGUGUGCCAUCGAUAAAGACGGUUUUGGUGGAGGCGCUCUUCCGGCACCACAAUCGAUCCCCCCCCUCCCUCUCUAUUUACUCUUUCUCUUUACAAUAGCGAUAAGAGAGAUCAACGUUAAAGCUAAAGCUAAAAAGAAAAAAAAUAAUAGGUAAAUCUUAAGUGUAUCCAAUUCAAAUCAAAUCAAACAUGCAAGAUAAAACAUCCCUCUCCCACACAUCCCCCCGCAGUAUCAUGUUAAUCCUCCUGCAAAUAAUUGUGUAAUGUAUUCAAUAUCAAGCUGCCCACAUAUCACACAAAAAACUACAGAGAUGUUGUAAUAAUUAAAGAAAAACGUAUGGGAACACCCACCCCCCUUAAGCAGCACACAUAUCCCCCAAUAUCAAUGGAAAUUCCAAAGUUGUAAAUUAAUCAUAUUCUCUCCUCCUUCCCCCCAGUGCGGUGGAUUUAUUUUACCAAGGAAAAAAAAAGCCUUUUGGGCUAUUUUUUCCUCUCUCAGUUAAAAAUUACGAGGCUUGUGUAAUCUGGAAGACAGUAUUCCUUAUCUUUUUGCAAAGAGAUAAAACACAACAAUAUCCUCGUUGGCGCCAAAGAUUUAUUACAUUUUCUUUUAUGAAAAAAAGCAAAUUCAUGCAUUUUACCCAGAACUUUGAGAGACAUUUCGGUCGGAACACACAAUCCUGUGAAUUUUAUGAAAAAAUAUUUUUUGUAUUUUAUUUCCUGACUGAUAUUUGUAAAUAUAUUCUGUGAUACCACAAAAAAA
Messenger RNA from Lutzomyia longipalpis, 1634 nucleotides. RefSeq lists its product as uncharacterized. Lineage: Eukaryota; Metazoa; Arthropoda; Insecta; Diptera; Psychodidae. The transcript is spliced from 2 exons. The record is from RefSeq and is a predicted model, not a curated record. Bases 264 to 758 code for a protein of 164 amino acids.